UCAACCAAAAAAGUUGUCGUUCGUAGAGUAUGUACGCGCCUGCACGGUCGUCGUCGUUUUUAUCUUUGUUUUUUUCUUCUUCCACCGUCGUUGUCGUCUUUGUCGAUAUAUAAAAAUGCAUAACGAAAAAUUAUCAUAAAUUAAAUUCUCAAUUGAAACAAUAAAAAAUACAUUCACAAAUCGUGCAUUAUCAAACAAAGAAGAAAAACAAACUCGGAUAAAUAGUGUCUCUAAAAAUGAAUUCCAAUCUCUGAAAAACACAGAAGAAAACAAAUUUUUUCUGUCCAAUUCGAUAGAAAAAAUCAAGUGUAAACCCCGCGCCCGCGCUCGAGCCAUCCCUCUUGUCCUGAUAUUUCUCAAAAUUCUCAACUCAACGCUAUGCCGAAAAUACUCUAUCGUCCUUUGGGCAACCAAUCGUCGCGCCAAUCCGCAACAGCCUCUGCCUGGGCCACAGCCACAACAUCAAGGAACUCACUGGCAUUUGCCAUUGUCGUCUGCUUGGUCAUUGUCUAUGUUAUUUGGAUAUCGUCGAGCAAUUCGGCGCAAUCAGGUAAUCUAGCGGCGACGAGCUUGCAUCAUCACAGCAGCAUGCAUUUAAUGCGUUACAGCAGAGAUGAGAAUAAUGAAUUUAUGUCGGCUGUUUCAAGAAUCUCUGCUGCAGCUGGAGGUUCUUCUGUCGCCGGGCAUCACAGCAAAUCAAAAGAUACAUCAAAUUAUAUUGUAAACGAUACAUCAGUUGUGUGUAGUGAGAAUUUUUCUGACACACGACAAUAUGUACAAAACCGUCCGAUAAAUGAAUUUGAUGACCUGCCAACAAUCUACUUCAUUACGCCAACUUAUCCGCGGCGUGAACAAAUUCCUGAACUAACACGCUUGGCACACACUCUGAUGCAUGUUCCGAAAAUCCAUUGGAUAGUUGCUGAUGAUUUUGCUGAAUGUAAUAUAUUUUUGGGAUAUUUAUUUAAUAAAUUUGGAAUCCCAUUUACUCAUAUUUCUAGUCCUAUGCCUGAUAUUUAUCGAAGUCAAACACCAAAUCCCAGAGGAGUGGCAAAUCGUCGAGCCGCACUCAAUUGGUUGCGUCAGCAAAAACAAACAUCGGGAGUCCUAUAUUUUGGUGAUGAUGAUAAUACAUUUGAUUUGAAAUUAUUCUCGGAAAUCCGUGAUACAAAAAAAGUUUCAAUGUUUCCUGUGGGAUUGAUUGGAAUGUUUUCAGUUAGUACACCUGUCGUACAAAAGGGAAAAGUUAUAGGCUUUUUCGACUCAUGGCCUGGUAAUCGUAGAUGGCCAGUUGAUAUGGCUGGAUUUGCUGUUAAUCUCGAACAUUUUGCCAAUCAUCCAAAUGCAACAAUGCCUUAUAAAGCUGGCUAUGAAGAAGACUCAUUCCUUAGAAGCAUAUCAUUAUCACUUAAAGACAUCGAACCUAAAGCUAACAAUUGUACAGAAAUUCUUGUAUGGCAUACACAAACACAAAAAACAAAAGCUCCAACUAUUCGAAUUAAUUCACAAUAUUUAGAUGAUAAGUCAAGUUUGGGAGCAUUGUUUAAAGAAUUGGAGAUUAUGGGUGUUAGUCAUGCAUCAGAUUAUGAUGGUGUUAAAGCAACAAUAACUAAAAAUGGCAAAACUAAACCAGUAUCAUAUUACCUUCGGUGAGAUUCGGUUAUAAUCAAAUUUUGGAAUUGGUUGUUUCCCAGUUAUGGCUGAUGAUAAUGAUGUGUGUUGAUAGAAUUAAUCAAACUCUUUCUAACACUAGCUAGCGCUGCCGCCGUCCAAUUUAUUGAACAAAAAAAAAUUAAGAAAAAAAAUUGUUGAAAAAGCGGCCUUGCUCUAUUUGGUAUCGAAUUUUGUGAAUCUUAGUAUUGUAAGGAAAGAACAAAAAAAGAAAAAUGAAAAAAAUUACUCAAAAACGGUUUUAAAAAAGACAACAACAAACUAACAUACAAAUUUAGAAAAUAAUUUUUGUUUUCAAUUUUACGUAUAGUUUUGUAUAUUUAUUUUCUACACAACAACUAGAAAUUACAUGAGAUGUACCUUUGUUAAAUAAAAUAAUAAACAAAAAAUAAUAAAUUAAUAUCGAUAUAGACAAAAUACCUCUUGGAUUUGUAAAAACAAAAAAAAACAGAAAUAGAAACAAAAGAAGAAAUUAAUAGAUUUUUUAGAUUAGGUUUUAAAUACAAUGUAAUAUGUAAAAGAUUUAUUUAUUUAAUAUCAUAAUAAUGUUAUAUCUAUAAGAAUUAUAAUUAAUAUUAAAAAACUUUUAAAAAUGGCAUGGCUGUGCCAGCUGCCGAUUGGUACUGAUUAUAAUAAUAAUAAUAAAUUAAAAAUUAAAUACAAAAAUUGUAUAAAAAUUGAAUAUUUAUUUGGUUUAUCGUUUUAAUGAUUCAUCUAUUUACUGUUUGUAUAAAUAACUUCUUGGUCUACAGGGGAAGAGUAUUAGUUUCUUGUCAAAAAAAUUGAACGAAUAAUUUUUAUGCAAUUUGGAAUGUUUUUUUUUUUUUUAAUUAUUGUUUAAUAUUUUCUCUAAAAUAGAUUCUACAAAUACAUAAUACAUAAAUGAAACUACAUUUAUGGCGUUGUCGUGUUCUAAAAAAGUGAUAUAUUUAUUGAAUGUUUAUUCAGUUACUUCUUAUUAAGAGAUUUACCCAUUUAAUUUUAAUUUUAAAGGAUGCUGUAGAUUCAAAUUCUCAAAAAAGUUUCUGAAAAUAAAAUAAAAUCAAUCAAAAGCUUAAAUUUUCAAUCUUAAGUUGAUUUAAAUGAUGUACUUUCAACGACAAGACCGAAUUUGUGAAUUUCAUUUUCAAUCAACAUCCUCGGGAUUUUGGAAAAUGUUGUUAACAUCUAUUUUAGCAUAUAAAAAAUAGUAAAGAGUGACGUAUAACAAAACCUUGCUGGAGAAUAGAUGUUUCAUGUUAAACGAUAAUCCAAAUAAUGAACUAUAACUAACAAAAAGUAGAGUUAAUUUAAGUAAAUUAUUUCUCUUCCAUUUGAUAUUUGCACCUUUUUGACUUUCUCCGAUAAUUUUUGAUAAGAUUUUCUAGGGCUAGAUGCUUAUGAGAUGACGUUUCUGCGGUCUAUAGAAUCGUGUUUUAUUUUCUUUCAUACAACUUACUUAUUACGUUUUUGCUUUCUGUUGUGGUAUAUCAAAAAUACAAAAAAUAAUCAGGUCUUCCCGAAUGCAGUGUAGAGUAGUUAAGAUGAAGAAAUUUAAGAUUAGGUAAAAUCAAUUAUAUAAUAAAAAUUAAUCUAUCUCGAAAGUUACUAACUAUACUUGUGGUCUACACUUGUUUAAUGUUCAAUUUUUAACAAUAUCUGUAGAGUUUUUUCACUCUUCACUGAUGUCGUCCGAAAGCAUCUGUCAUUGAAUGUGGACGUGUUUUAUUGUUAAAAUUACUUCCCGAUCCGUGUUGCGUUGACUGGAGAACAUUUCGUUGUCCCACAUUCUCCUCACGAUAAAAUAUACUGAAAAUAGGUUAACACGAAUUGCUCUCAACUAUUUAAAAUACAUAGAUGAAUUAGUAAUACAGAAUGAUGAAAUGCAUACCAUGGUUCUGAACCUAUUACGUUUUGCCAAAAUAAGUUUUCAUAAAUUUAUAAAUCAAACUGUCAAUGAAUUCAAGAUAUCUAAAUUAACCAAACUCCAAUCCUUCUUAAUCGGUUCGAAGAGAUUAUUAAGAAAUGGGUACGAUGGGUCUGCAAUAAAACUCUAUCCGAACAGACCUCGCGAGGUGUGUUGCGUGUACCUUCAAGGGCCCUCUCGAAUCAAUAACAAUUCUAUUUCGUGAUAAAUGAUAUGAGUAAUGAUAUUAUUUAUACAUUUGCCAUGAACUAAAAACCAUCUUUUUCCAAAAUCGAUGACGUUCCAGCUCAAAUCCAAACUUCAAUAAAUCUAUUUUAAC
Messenger RNA from Episyrphus balteatus (marmalade hoverfly), 3893 nucleotides. Its product is annotated as galactosylgalactosylxylosylprotein 3-beta-glucuronosyltransferase S. NCBI's taxonomy places the organism in Eukaryota, Metazoa, Arthropoda, Insecta, Diptera, Syrphidae. The transcript is spliced from 5 exons. The coding region runs from base 379 to 1650 and encodes 423 amino acids. Gene Ontology annotation, cellular component: Golgi membrane. The record is from RefSeq and is a predicted model, not a curated record. Gene Ontology annotation, biological process: chondroitin sulfate proteoglycan biosynthetic process; carbohydrate metabolic process. Gene Ontology annotation, molecular function: galactosylgalactosylxylosylprotein 3-beta-glucuronosyltransferase activity.